AUGCUUUUGUUGUAUCCAGGCCCUGCUGUCUCCUCGGAGAGUCAACAGUCGGCACUUUUGCAAUCAAUCCAAUGUAUCGAUCCAGAUAUCCUCGCAAUUGACUCCGCAUGGAUCCACAUCAUCCAUCCCCGAUCAGAGCAAUCCUCCAUUCUGCUGAAGGACCCUACCAGCCGAGCUUCCCAAAUUCUUACCAGCUUGCUAGACUACGGCAACGAUCUUCUGUCCGAUCAAUCUCGCAAACGAAUUGGCCAAAUCCUGACCCUACCGCUUGGUUCAUCCUUGCCAAAUGCGUUCAUCGUCCGUUCGAGGCCUGGUACAAUACCACCCUGGUCAUCCAAGGCUACCGACAUCGCCCGUAUCUGCCAGCUUUCUGACCACGUGGAUCGAAUCGAGCGCAUCGCUGUACAUCUCCUCGAAACUGUCAGCGGCCAAGUCAAAGUUUUCGACCAAACCUGGCUUGAUUCCACGAGCCAUCUGGUUCAUGAUAGGAUGACACAAAUCUGCUCGACAUCCCUUUUAUCAUCCGAUGACGCUGUAGCAACCCCGAAAGAAUCUAUCUCCAGGAAACCUUUGAGGACUAUCGACAUCUUCUCCGAUGAUCCAGCCUUAAACUCAUGUGUUGACCUGCAGCAUGCUUGUGCCCGGCUCCAGUCCGCUAAUCAAGAGUUUGGACUUGCUCUGGCACCCGAUGAAAUCAAUUACCUUGCCAAUGCAUUUACUAGCGGCGCAGAUGCUUCUCACCGACGCAAUCCGACCGACGUAGAGCUGUUUAUGUUUGCCCAAGUCAAUUCUGAACAUUGCCGGCACAAAAUCUUCAAUGCCAACUGGACUCUCGAUGGCCUUGCUCGAGAUCGUACCUUGUUCAGCAUGAUCCGUAACACGCACGCCAAGCAACCGAAACACACACUGUCUGCUUAUCACGACAAUGCUGCAGUGGUCGAAGGUCCUGCGGUACCUCGAUUUGGCUUAUACCCUAACAAAGCCUCUGAUGUUCUGAGCGGAAAAUCUUACUCGAGCCACACCGAACCAAUGCCUUUUGUCAUCAAAGUAGAAACUCACAAUCAUCCAACCGCGGUAUCCCCAUAUGAAGGUGCUGCUACUGGCUCUGGGGGAGAAAUCCGUGAUGAGGGCGCCGUGGGGCGUGGUUCGAAGCCGAAGGCGGCCCUUGCUGGGUUUUCGCUUUCCAAUCUGCACAUACCUGGUUUCUCUCAGCCUUGGGAAGUUGAAAACUUCGGCAAACCAUCCCACAUCGCAAGCAGCUUGGAUAUCAUUCUUCAGGCCCCAUUAGGUUCGAGUGCUUACAACAACGAGUUUGGACGACCUGCCCUCUGUGGCUAUUUCCGCACAUUCACCCAACGGAUUCCAGCCCUAACAGGCCCAAACUCUGAGGAAAUCCGUGGCUUCCACAAACCCAUUAUGAUUGCUGGUGGCGUCGGGAACGUCAGACCUCAGAUGAUCAACAAGCGGAAGUUGAAGCCCGAUUCGAAAAUCAUCGUUCUGGGGGGACCAGGGAUGCUGAUUGGCUUGGGCGGAGGAGCGGCCUCUUCAAUCCAAUCGGGUGCUAGCUCAGCCGAGCUAGAUUUCGCCUCCGUUCAACGGGAAAACGCCGAACUUGAGCGCAGAUGUCAAGAAGUAAUCGAUGCAUGUGUCAAUUUGGAUGAAGACGACAAUCCGAUCGAUAGCAUCCAUGAUGUCGGUGCCGGCGGUUUGAGCAAUGCCCUUCCCGAGCUUGUGCACGACAGUGGAUUGGGUGGCCGUUUUGAACUCCGGGACAUCAAGAUCGAUGAUGAGACGAUGAGCCCGAUGGAAAUCUGGUGUAACGAAAGCCAAGAGCGUUACGUAAUUGGCUUGACACCCACGGAUGGUGCACUGGCUAAGUUUGAAUCAAUUGCCAAACGGGAACGUUGUCCAUAUUCGGUCGUUGGCAUCACGACGGACUCACAAGAAUUGAUCGUCACCGACCGCCUCUUCAACAACACUCCUGUCCAUCUCUCUAUGGACACUUUGUUCGGAAAACCUCCCAAGGUCGAUCGGAUUUCGUCUACUGCUCGCCCUGAGCGCAAGAAGAUCGAUCUGAUGUCACAAUAUCCGACCGGGAUAUCCAUUUCCGAGCUGAUUGGUCAAUGCUCCACGCGAGUUCUGCAGCUGCCUUCAGUUGCUAGUAAGAGCUUUCUCAUCACGAUCGGUGAUAGAUCCGUUACCGGUUUGGUCACCCGAGAUCAAAUGGUAGGCCCGUAUCAGGUGCCAGUCUCGGACGUCGCAGUCACAAGGACGUCUUACGGCUUUGGUCUCCUUUCGGGUGAAGCCAUGGCGAUGGGCGAACGGUCGCCAUUGAGCUUGAUAUCAGCCGCUAGCUCGGCCAAAAUGGCCGUUGCCGAAGCGCUCACCAAUCUGGUCGCCGCGGACAUCAGCUCACUUGAACAUGUCAAGCUCAGUGCAAACUGGAUGUGCUCAGCCAAUCAUGGUAAUGAAGGCGCGCGGCUCUAUGAGGCCGUCGAGGCUGUGGGUAUGGAGCUAUGUGCCGAAUUGGGUAUCAGUAUACCGGUCGGAAAGGACUCGAUGUCGAUGUCAAUGAAAUGGAAAGAGGAAGGAAAAACCAAAGAGGUUACAGCGCCACUCUCACUCAUUGUCACCGCGUUUAGUCAAGUGUCCUCUGUCGAGAGGACCUGGACCCCAGAGUUGAAGGCAGUCUCGUCGCCGUCAGUGCUGGUAUUGGUCGAUGUCUCCAAUGGACAGUGUAGGAUGGGUGGCUCAGCCCUUGCCCAAGUGCACAAUCAGUUGGGCGACGAUUCACCAAAUAUUGACUGGAGUAGUCAUUUGAAAGGUUUCGUCGAUGGCUGUGUCGAGCUUCAUCGCCACCCCGAGCAGCCGGUACUGGCCUAUCAUGAUCGAUCGGAUGGAGGCCUUUUCGUCAGCUGUGUCGAGAUGAGUUUUGCGGCUCGUUUAGGGAUUCAAUUGGCACUUCCAGCAAGAUCACAGACUCCAGAGGAUAUCUUGUCGUUCCUUUUCAAUGAAGAAGCUGGUGCGGUGAUCCAAUGUGAAGAAUCCAAGGUCUCUUUGAUAGUCGAAACUUUUGCUCGAUUCGGUCUUCCAGCGUCAUCCAUCCACGUAAUUGGAAGAGUCUCUGACGGGUCUAAGAUAGGCGAAGAUCAAACCGUUUCGAUCAAUCAGCUGGGAUCAACCUUGUGGAGUUCCACCCGAUCCGAGCUUCAGUCAACCUGGAGUGAAACAUCUUAUCGCCUACAAGCUAUCAGGGAUGAUCCUGAUUGCGCAAAGGAAGAAUUUGAACUCAUCAAAUCAAAUGCUGAUCAAGGGAUGGUUUAUGAGGUGAAGUGUCCGCUCGAGUUUCAGAUCUCGAAAAGUUCACUGAACGACCGGCCCAAAGUCGCAAUCCUUCGUGACCAAGGUGUCAACGGGCAUCUCGAGAUGGCAUUCGCGUUCACUCAAGCCGGGUUCAAUGCAAUCGAUGUUCACAUGACCGAUAUCAUCAAUAAUGAGAUCUCAUUAGACCAAUUCAGAGGGAUGGUCGCAGUGGGCGGAUUCAGUUACGGCGACGUGCUUGGCUCUGGCAAUGGAUGGGCCAAGUCGAUCUUGCUUCAUGAGGAGACCAAGUCGAAGUUCGAGACAUUCUUCAAACGUUCAGAUAGCUUCAUGUUAGGUGUUUGUAACGGAUGUCAAAUGCUCACCAAUCUAGCCGAAAUCUUACCCGACAACACCAUCAACAACCGAUUGGUUUCCAUCCGAGAAACCUGGCCGAAGAUGAAGAAGAACAGAAGUCAGCGAUUCGAAGCAAGAAUCUCGAUGGUCCACAUCCCGAAGAAUGAAAUGAAUGAAAGAUCGGUCUUUUUCAGGUCUCUUCAAGGUUCCAGAUUGCCGAUAGCGGUCUCCCAUGGAGAAGGCAGGAUUGAUUUCAGCCAUCUUCAUCAUCAAGAUCAAGAUAAAUUCCUACCGGCGCUUGAAUAUAUCGAUCGAACUCACUUGCAAGCUACCGAAAGCUACCCUCAUAAUCCCAAUGGCUCUGUCAAUGGAGUCACCGGCUUCCAUGCCGGAAAUGGUAGAAUCUUGGCUUUGAUGCCUCACCCUGAGAGGAACAUCACAUUGGAAUCUAUCCGUUGCUUCAAAGUCUCGAGUGGGAAUCUCAAUCAAGACCAUCAAAACCCAAUUUUCGCUUGGUUCAAAAUGUUCGAUGAUUGUCGGAAGUGGUGUGGUUGA
Molecule: messenger RNA, 4212 nt
Organism: Puccinia triticina
Lineage: Eukaryota; Fungi; Basidiomycota; Pucciniomycetes; Pucciniales; Pucciniaceae
Exons: 2
Coding region: 1-4212 (1403 amino acids)
Biological process (GO): 'de novo' IMP biosynthetic process
Molecular function (GO): phosphoribosylformylglycinamidine synthase activity
Source: RefSeq, a predicted model, not a curated record